AUGAAAUGGUCAGGAUCUUCUGCUUCCGGGCCUUGUUGUGGGCAGUUGUUUUUGGCAAGCUCAAUUUAUUUAGGCGUCAGCGAAUCAUCGAACGUCGAUCUCCUAAAACCAUGUCAAUCACUCAGAACUUUUCAGUACGCUUGCGAACCUCCUGUAAUCAAUCCUGAGACGCAACAACCGCUGAACUGUAAUGUGGACAACUCCGUAACUGUUACCUGUAAAGUCGCGAAUGGCGUCCAUUGCCGUGGACUACUCAAUGGAACUCGAUAUUUCCAUUUAUCAGUGGAAAACCAAAUUCAUGCAGUUACCACGCUCACCUUCAUCACUCAACUGCCCUGUUGUUAUCGAUAUUUCUUGGCUUUUUGGGUAUUGACAGGAUGUAUCUUGGAUACUAUGCUGUUGGUAGGCUUUUAUUCUUGUAAUUGUUCAAGCUGCAUAUACUUAAAAAUUCGACGCAGCUACAAAUUAUUCUGUUUACACCUGCAUAGACUGUUUAUGACAAUGGCGAUGGGUAAUCACUUGUAUUUCUUGAGUACUUGUUUUACGUUGCAGGACACGAUGGCUACAGAACAACAAUUGGCAAUGGUUGCCGAGCUGGAAAUGGAGAUGAUGUCAGAUAUGUACCGGCGGAUGACGGCGGCUUGUCAGGAGAAAUGCAUAGCAAGAACCUUCAAAGAAGGAGAACUUACUAAGGGCGAGGCAGUAUGUCUCGACCGUUGUGUCGCCAAGUACCUGGACGUGCAUGAGAAGUUAGGGAAACGCUUGACAACCAUGUCCCAAGCUGAUGAAGCCGCUCUUCAAAAAGUACACGAACAACCACAGCAGUAA
Messenger RNA from Ostertagia ostertagi, 828 nucleotides. Lineage: Eukaryota; Metazoa; Nematoda; Chromadorea; Rhabditida; Trichostrongylidae. The record is from the annotation of a GenBank genome assembly.